Messenger RNA from Desarmillaria tabescens, 369 nucleotides. RefSeq names its product ankyrin repeat-containing domain protein. The transcript has 2 exons. Lineage: Eukaryota; Fungi; Basidiomycota; Agaricomycetes; Agaricales; Physalacriaceae. The record is from RefSeq and is a predicted model, not a curated record. The annotation marks the transcript as partial. Gene Ontology annotation, molecular function: protein binding.
AACAUCUGGAUCGCAGCUGGUGAUGGGGACCUGGCCCGUGUGGAGGAACUCGUCCUGGCUGGAACUUUGCCUAAUAUACCAGACGAGUUUACGUAUACUCCGAUGCACGCAGCAGCUUCGUAUGGUCACAUUCAUGUCCUUGAGUUCUUGUUGGCCCACGGUGGCGACGUCAAUAUCACUGAUGACGACGGCGAGACGCCUCUCUAUGUAGUAGAAGACGUUGUUACCGCUCGUUGGCUCAUCGAUCAUGGCGCCGUCAUCGAUAAGACCAAUAACGAAGGCGUAUCGCCCAUUGAAUCACUCGCAGAAGACUUUCCCCAAGUAGCGGAGUUUCUGCAAGCAGAGAUUGCUAUACGAAAAGUGGAUUAA